Molecule: messenger RNA, 3363 nt
Organism: Bipolaris victoriae FI3
Lineage: Eukaryota; Fungi; Ascomycota; Dothideomycetes; Pleosporales; Pleosporaceae
Exons: 4
Coding region: 1-3363 (1120 amino acids)
Cellular component (GO): nucleus
Molecular function (GO): methyltransferase activity; chromatin binding
Source: RefSeq, a predicted model, not a curated record
AUGUCAACCUCGAGCGAUUUCGCUCAAUCCCAAGCUACUGACUGGUCGCCACCAGUACCCGCGACAGCAGAACUAGACGCUAUCCAUGACAUCAAGAUUGAAUGGAAACGACGCAUACGAACUACAAACGAUGGGCACAAAUCUGGAAAGCAACGCCUAGUCGCUGACUUACAUGACUUCGAAAUAUAUCGUUCUCCGGAUUACGAAAAAAGAGCAUACGAGCUAGCCAGCUUGCACUUUCUUGGGCUUCCAUUGAACAAGAAACUCUGCUUCGAUGGCUUUGUGCGCCUAGGAAAUGUCGAGCACUAUGUAAAGGGUGUACCAUUCCAGCAGUGCUCUAUCAAAGACUACACGGACAAACAAAAUCCAGAGGUCACGUCCUAUAUCCAGUCUGAAAUGGCGGCCAAUGACAAUGAAUACGAUAUCUGGUAUCAGCUCACUGAACCUACACCACAAUAUCGGCGCCUCCAGGAUGCCUUCCUCUGGAUAGCCCAGCUUGGAAAGCAUGUUCUUAAUUACAUGGAAGGCUCUUUGCGCUCGUUAGGCUGCUUCCGUACAGACUUCCACACCUUCCUGAAGCAUUGUUUUAGCGACAAUCGCGAUUUUGAAAACUGGCAUGCGGCUUUUCGAAAUCAAACGGACUUCCGAGUUGCUGUUGUGACAUACACCGAGUACCUGUACAAGGAAGCCUCUCAUCAGCCAAAUUCCGAUCGGUUUGUCAGGCAGCCAUUAUGGGUUGAGUGCAUGGCGAAAGCUGUCACGCCUAAUAUACCACGAAAGACAGACCCUCAGCAGACAGUUGCGACACCAGCUGUUCAUGCUUGUUUUCAAGAUAUGUACUUCGGGAAGAAAAUCCGACCGCAAGCUCCUUCCAAGCACGUCCUUGACAAGCACGAAUACAGGAAAAGAAAACUUGGGUUUUUGACGACAUCGUCAGCGUCACUUCCCUAUGCCGAGUUGUCUAAAGGCUGCCGGCCAUAUGGAGCAUCGCCGGUUAUGGUUGGAGAUGUGGUUGCUGUAGUCCCAGAUGAGGCAGACGUUAAACUGUGGAAACAUACGAAGCGAGAUUGGCUGGCAUAUGUCCAACGCACUGAAACUCUCGAAAACGGUGUUCAGCAACUGUUUGUCGUGUGGCUGUAUUGGCCUCAUGAUACAAAUAUUGCCAAAGCCUACUAUCCAUUGCAAAACGAAGUGUUUCUAUCGGACAAUUGCAAUUGCACAGAAAGAGCGCUGCUAUCCACUGAAGUCAAGGGAAAAUACGACGUCGAAUGGUGCCCUUCAGUUAUCAAUACGAAGCGUCUUUUCGUCAGGCAAAAGUACAUCCACAACGGGAGCUCAUUUGUGAGUAUGAAGGACAAUGACAAGAUUUGCUCUUGUCACAAGGAAACUCGUACAAAUGUCGCUACUAUGUACAGGUCUGGCGACACUGUUUAUCUAACACCACCACCAGAUCAGCGGUUACUAGAGCCAGUCAUUAUCCAAUAUAUUGACGAAAAGAAGGGGUCGGUGACUGUGCGGAAGCUGUUACGACUCGGGCGUGAUUGCGCUGAGCUGGGCAAGGAUCUGCAACGAUCAAGUAUCGCUCCAAAUGAAUUGGUACUCACGGAUGAAUAUUUCGAGACGAAAACUAGUCAGAUACAGCGUCACUGUUCCAUACGAUUCGUCUUAAGAUCAGACAUCACGGCUAACACGGUGCCCUUCCCUUACAACCGGCAAGGGGCGGGCGACCUAUGGUUCAUCUCAAUGGGAUUGAGUGUCAACAAGGAUGGACAGAAGAGGCUCUCAUAUCUUCGGCGCUUGCCAUGGAAUAUGCACGAACGCACAAAGAUGGGUUUAGACAACAAACUUAGAGGCCUCAGCAUUUUCAGUGGUGGUGGGUUGCUAGACAGAGGUCUCGAAGAAGGUGGCGCUAUAGAAUUUCGUACCAUUGUUGACUCCAGUCAACAUGCUAUCCGGACGCAACAGGCGAACAUCAAGAAUUCUUCAACAGUUUGUCUCUACUGUGGCUCAGUAAACACUUUUCUCGAUUCAGCGCUCAAGGGCGACACAAGCUUUAUUGCUAGAGUUGGUGAUGUAGACUUUAUUGCUGCAGGAUGUCCUUGCGUCGCGUUCUCUGGACUUCAGCAAAGCCCCUUUAGCCCGAACUCACUGCUCAACGCAUCUCUCGUUAGUACAUUCUGCUCUUUUGUGGAUCUUUACCGACCAUUGUACGGCGUUUUGGAGAACGUGCUGAACAUUUCAUCAGAGCGGGCCGGUUCAGAACGGGCUGGUUCAGCGCUAUCGCAGGUGGUGGCUUGCCUGGUAUCAUUUGGCUAUCAAGUGAACCAGUAUAUUAUGGACUCCUGGAAUUAUGGCAGCCCACAGAGACGCUCGCGCGCAAUACUCACCAUAGCAGCUCCCGGUCUUCAGCUAAUUAUGCAGCCUUAUCACACCCACAGCCGAUCCGACGAGGAAGUCCGCGGAAGAAGCCUAGGCCAACUACCCAACGGAGAAUUCUGUGCUGAGCGUCAGUAUUACCCAACGCCUUUUUAUCAUGUCCCUGCGCAGACUGUUAGUUCCGGGUUGCCCGAUAUUGGAUAUGGCGCCGGACAAACAUGUAUAGCAUAUCCGGACCACCGAGUCCCUAAUGUACCGACUAGGAAAGAUAGACCUCUUUUGGAUUGUAUACCAAAACAACCCCCCGGCUGUGGGUACAAAGAGGCCGAAGAGCUUGGGCGUGUUCCGCCCCAUUUACGCAGAACAAGAGAGAUUGGCAAAUCCUACCAAAGGAUAAAAAAAGCUGGUUUAGUGCCCACAAUUACAACAAGUGCGUGCAUUUCUGACGCCAGGAAUGGUGCUGUUAUGCAUUGGGAAGAAAGCCGAUCUCUCAGUCUCCAGGAGGCUCGCCGCACGCAGGGUAUAGAUGAUACUGAGCCGAUCAUUGGAACAAUUAAAGACCAGUGGAGAAUUGCCGGUAAUGGCGUGGAUCGCAAGGUGGGUCUUGCUAUCGGGUUAGGGUUGCUUCGAGCCGUCGAAAGCAACGACCUAGAGCUUUCUCUAACCCCAGUGGAUUGUAAAGCAAAGUCUAUACUACAGCCAGCUCAAGUUAAACGCACAAGCGAAGACAACUUGGACUCUAGCAAGCGGCCAAAGAAACAGGCACGAACAAGCAAGGCGCAAGAUACUGCUGCCAAUGUUGAAAAUAGGGCGACAUCCAUUGAUCCGGGUAGGGGUAGCAGACAGAACUCGACAGCUUCAACGGGCUCGACCAGCUCGACAGGCUCGACAAAGGCAAGAUGCACACGGCACUCGGGAUUACCGGUUGAGUUUGCCCCGAAGAACUGGAGUAAGAGGGUGGAACCAAAGCGUCGUGACCGGAUCUGA